Symphalangus syndactylus (siamang) is the source of this 3310-nucleotide messenger RNA. It is a transcript of the gene DCAF4L2, whose product is annotated as DDB1 and CUL4 associated factor 4 like 2. Gene Ontology annotation, molecular function: protein binding. The record is from RefSeq and is a predicted model, not a curated record. Gene Ontology annotation, cellular component: Cul4-RING E3 ubiquitin ligase complex. Lineage: Eukaryota; Metazoa; Chordata; Mammalia; Primates; Hylobatidae.
AGAAGCGGUACUUCCUCUGACUCUCCGGACACAACUUCCCCUCAGGAGGGAGAACUUCCAUCGAACGAAAUGGAGAGCAAAAGACCGCGACUGCUGGAGGAAGCAGACAAGCAGAAAAAGACAGUCAGAGCGGGACUGAAUGCACCUUCCAUGCUACGAAAGAACCAGCUAGGUUUCCUCAGAUUCGCCAACUAUUGCCGUUUAGCUCGCGAGCUGCGUGUAAGCUGCAUGCAGAGGAAAAAGGUCCAGAUUCAUAGCGGGGAUCCCUCCUCUUUGGCAAGCGACCGAUUUAACCGCAUACUGGCGAAUACCAACACUGACCAGCUCUUCACAGUGAACGAAGUCGAAGCUGGAGGCUCCAAGUACGGCAUCAUCACCAUGCGAGGCCUGACGACCCCUGAGCUCCGGGUAUACCCUCACAAAAGCCUCUACGUCCCUAAUCGGAAGGUGAAUUCUAUGUGCUGGGCCUCACUGAAUCACUUGGAUUCCCACCUUCUGCUGUGCUUCGUGGGACUUGCAGGUAUUCCAAGCUGUGCCGUGCUGCUCCCAGCGUCACUGUUCGUAGGUAGCUACCCAGGAAUACGUCGGCCUGGCAUGCUCUGCAGUUUCCAGAUCCCUGAUGCCUGGUCCUGUGCCUGGUCCCUGAGCAUCCACGCAUAUCACUGCUUCAGUACAGGCUUGUCUCAGCAGGUCCUGUUGACCAACGUGGUAACGGGACACCAGCAGUCAUUUGGGACUAGCAGUGAUGUCUUGGCCCAGCAGUUUGCAAUCAUGACUCCUUUGCUGUUUAAUGGCUGUCGCUCUGGGGAGAUCUUUGGCAUUGAUCUGCGCUGUGGAAAUCAAGGCAGGGGGUGGAAGGCCAUUUGCCUGUCCCAUGAUUCAGCAGUGACCUCUGUGCAAAUCCUCCAAGAAGGGCAAUUCCUGGUGGCAUCAGACAUGACUGGAACGAUCAAGCUGUGGGACUUGAGGGCCACUAAAUGUGUAACACAGUACGAAGGUCAUGUGAAUAACUCCGCCUACCUGCCCCUGCAUGUGAACGAGGAAGAAGGAGUCGUGGCGGCCGUGGGCCAGGACUGCUAUACGAGAAUCUGGAGCCUCCGUCAUGGCCACCUGCUCACAACCAUACCCUCUCCAUACCCCGCCUCAGAGAACGACAUUCCCAGUGUGGCCUUCUCUUCUCGCCUCGGGGGCUUCCGAGGAGCACCAGGGCUGCUCAUGGCUGUCCGGGAGGACCUUUAUUGUUUCUCCUACGGUUAAUUCUUCAGGGUGCAGCCCGGAGGAACGUGGAUUUGACUUAAAGGAGUAAAGAGUAUCGUAUUACCGUUUCUAUGAGCGCGUUUUAAGAGAUGUUCGGUGUUUGUAGAUCCCAUCCAUCCGGCUGCUAGGGGUAAGGUGCUGUUUUAUGUGAAGAUAGUUCUGUAAAGUUGUUUCAGUUAAACUGGGCUUAGAGAGCUUGAAAGUCCUUUUCAUAAAAGAUAACUAUUUCCUUUUCUUGUUGAAUACCUUAGAAUAGUUAUCCCCCCCCUUUUUUUUUUUAACAAAAAAAUACUUUUCUAAGGACUGAAGAUUGGCAGAAACUAAAAUAAAUUAAAACUACUUUCACCAGAAGCCUUUUAGAGAAGCAUGAGACUAUUUGACUAGUCCUACCUGGGUUCCAGAAAUACAUACAUCAUCUGUACUUGAAGAGGCCAGUGGGAAAGGAGAGGAGGGGGGAGGUCAUUUAUCUGGGUCUCUACAGAAGUUUUUAAGGCUACAUUUUGGAAUCAUUAAACUUGGCCUUCUCAAACUCAAUAGCAGAUCUCUGAGAUUCUCCUUUUAUUAUUUUCCAUAGGCAAUGGGAGGAAAGGUGGAUCUUUUUAAAUAAUAAAAGUUUUAAACAGUCCUUAACGUGCUUUUGUUGAGGCAUCUUCCAGAAUGUAAGGUACAGCAGCUCCGGUUUCUAUUAUUGUGACUUGAAUGUCAGAUUCAAGGGCUCAGUGUCAAAGAUAAUUGGCUUUGACUUUUUGUAAUCUAGGAGCGGCAGUUUGUGAGAUGUUUAUUCAAAGUGUUAGCCUGUUUUUCUACCAACAAUAAGCUAGAAAAGACAAAAAAAAAAAAACCAAAAACGUGUAAUAAAGUUAUUGGCUACUGCUUAAUAGCGAAAGCCUGGAAAUGAUCUGACUUUACAGUAUGCUAAGAUUGAUAAAUAAUUUGUGCUGUAAUCAUACAAUUGGAUAAAGCGUAAUAUAAAAUAAGGCACAAUUGCUAUAUGAAACUGGAUUAAUCUCAACAUGAUUGUAAAUGUAGGUAGAAAUGAGUACAAACUGAUUCAGUUCUAAAGUUCAAAAGCAGUAAAAGCUCAUCUAUGGUGAUUACAGUUGAAUAGUAGGUAUCUCUGUGGAAGGAAGAAAGGAUAUUGUUUGUUUUUUUCCCUUUUAUUUUUAGGAUAUUGUUUGGGAAGUAACAUGGGGAAACUUUAGAAAUGCUGUUUUCUUUUUCUUGAUUCUUGAUACAUACAUAUUUUGUAUGUCUAUACAUGUCACACUUUAUAUAAUACCUCAAAAAUAAAAAUAUGAAAACAGUACACUGUUCUAGUUGGUCAGGCAAGGGAAUGAUGAUGGCUUGGACCUGACUAUGAGAAGUAGAAAUAAUCAGAAAAAUAGAAAUGAUUGCAUUGGAAGAUCAUUCGAAGGUAUUAUUAGUAAGACUUGCUGAUGAGAGUAAUUUAGAAAGUGAAAGACAGCAUAAAGAUUGCAGCUUUUUUGUUAACUUUAGGACUGGUGGAUGGUUGGUGUCAUUUACUAAAAUGGGGAGGAUUUGAGGUGAAAAAAUUUUAGGUGAAGAGAAUAAUGCUGAGUUUUAGGCAACUAUUAAAACGUCCAAUUCUGUAGAUUGGAGGUGAUGUCAGGAUAUAAAUGACGUUAAUGUAAUAUUACAUAUUGAUAGAGGAAUAGAUCAAUAGAGAAGGUACAAAAGAGUGGUUAGGUGCUUAGAUUUUUGAAAUCAGUUAAAUUAGUUUUUGAUACUUGAUGUGUGACAGGAGAAAUUCUGUAAGCUGUACUUGUGUGACGGGAAAUUGUGUAAGCUGUACUUGUUAUUUCUUUGUAAAAUGUCUUAGAUAAUAAAACUAAAUCAUAAAGUAGAUAUUGGUUUAAAGGAUGUAUACAUUGUCCCUUUUACAUUGUAAGCAUUCAAUAAGAACUAGCUGCAGAUGUAAUUUUUUUUAAAAAGUCCAAAAGCAGCUAUGGGCAGUUGACAAAAGAAAACGUAACGACUAAGUAACUUGCGAAUCUGUUUACCCUCACUUGCAAAUAAAAUAAGUGCAAAUAAA